AGAAGCAAGAUACAGACGUUAAUGGUCUCCAAUGGCGGCUUUGGCCACUUCCUCUUCGUAUGUGCCGAAGCAUAAGGUGUUCAUAAAUUUCAGAGGGAAAGAAGUGAGGAACAACUUCCUCUCCCACCUCAAGAAGGCCCUGAAGGGCGCGGAGAUCAACGCCUUCAUAGACGUAGACGAUGGGGUUGGUAAAGAUAUCAGCGACCUGUUCGUGAGGAUAGAGGAGUCGAGAAUCGCGGUGGUGAUAUUCUCGAGCGACUAUUGCGGAUCCAAAUGGUGCAUGAACGAGCUCGUCAGGAUCAUGGACUGCGCCCAGGAAGGGAAACUCACCGUCAUCCCCAUCUUCUACAAGGUCGAGCCUGGGGACGUGAAAAGACUCAAGGAAAGCUCUCUCCGGAGCAUGUUCGGAUGGGUUUGGGAGUUUCUCUCUGUCACGGAUCUUGUCGACGACGUCACAAGAUGGAACCAAGCUUUGGCCUUUGUUACCAAAAAGAGGGGCUUGAAGUACUCCACCAAUUGCAACGAGAGUGAAUUUAUAGAAGAAAUCACAGAGGCGUUAAAGAAAAAGCUACGGGAGAUACCAGAGGAAGUGAGAGGGCACACGAAAGAAAAUCCAGAAAUGCAUCUCAUGAUGACGGAGCAGAUCCAUUCCGCAUGCACGUUUACCAGCCGCAACGACCUCGACCAUGUUCUCAAGGAUAAGAUCACGUCCUACGCUCUGAGGGCAAACCCGGGUUUUGAAUCAGAGGCCUUGCUCCGUACUUCGUAUCCCGGAUGUGAAGUACCUUCGUGGUUCGAUCAGCAGGCGGUUGGAUCAGCGAUAAGGCCGAAGCUGCCUCCACAGUGGCAUGAGGGGCUUUACGGGAUAGCUCUUUGUGCAGUCGCCUCCUUCUGGGACGAGCAGUAUCAAAACAGUCGCAUCCUAGUGCAAUGCACUAGUAAGCUCGAACGUGAAGAUGGCCCGGCCAUCCAACUGAUCUGGAACGUUGGAGAUUGGACAUCACCAGGAAAGAUUGAGCAAGAGCAAGUCUUCAUAGGUUACACCAAUCGCUGCCAUAUCACGAACCGUCUCAAAGGUCGGGGCUUGACCGAAUCCGUCACUGCAGAGCCUAUCCUUGAAUUCAAAGUGACAGAUGGUACAGAUGAAGUCAAACUAUGCAAAAUUACGAAAUGCGGCUUCAGCUUGAUUUAUGCUGAGAGCAACUGUCUUAUGAUCUAUGCUGGGGACCUCUCCAUCACUUGGUCCAAUCAAGAGGAAUACUGGACCUGGUGCUGUCUUCCCAAUACUACAAACGGAACACAAGUUGAGGUUGCUAAGCUGGUAGAGGUGUGCUGGCUCGAUAUAAGUGGGAAGUUCGACACCAAGGAUCUAACGCAUGGGACAAGGUACGAGGUGGUCUUCGUGGUAGGGUUAGAAGAUCUGGCGUACGGAUGGGACCCACCCGUUAACGUGACGCUUGCUCUUCCAACCGGGCAGUACUUUGAGCGGAAAGUAAGCCUGGAAGAGCAGAUGAGAAACCGGUGGCUCUAUAUUUCCGCCGGAGAGUUCGAGGCGUCGCCGGAGAUGGCCGGAGAGAUGAGGUUCUCAAUGCAUGAGCAUAACUCAACUGGAACUUGGAAGAAAGGCCUCCUCGUCAAAGGUGUUGCUAUUCGCCCCAUAUCACACCGAGGUCGAAUGAAGCUUUAAGCAAAGUGAACUGAGGUCUGUAAUAAUUCUACAGGUUUGAACUCUUGUCGUACGAAUUUGAUAUAUAUAUAUAUAUAUAUAUAUAUGUGUGUGUUGGUUAUGUGACUCAAGAACUCGAAGAUACGAAGAUUCUGCACUGACAGGAAUGUGUCGAGAAGCAGUUGUGUUUGUUCUUUUUCGGUUUGCAAUAGAUAAGACUUAAUGGUUUCCUUGUGUAACUGCUGAGUGUCACUUACAAACGUUGCUCUAUAAGAACAAGUAUUGAUGGGAUUGCGCAAAUCGAGUUGUUUGUAUAUGCUUUAUGCAUGAGUGUAUUCUCUCUUUGAAGGUGAAAGCAU
Messenger RNA from Tarenaya hassleriana, 2025 nucleotides. RefSeq lists its product as uncharacterized. Lineage: Eukaryota; Viridiplantae; Streptophyta; Magnoliopsida; Brassicales; Cleomaceae. Bases 32 to 1687 code for a protein of 551 amino acids. Gene Ontology annotation, biological process: signal transduction. The transcript is spliced from 4 exons. The record is from RefSeq and is a predicted model, not a curated record.